AGCUCCGUUGGCUCGGCGACGACCACCCGCCGUCGUCGGACCGCGGCGCGCGCGGGGCGGAACGCGCGCCCACGUGCUGCCGCGGGUCGUGGAUGUGUGAUGCGCCACGACGUGCCAAUGGAUGACUCCCUACUUUUGAUUCAAAAGUUGGCCCACAAGAAAUCCAUAACUUCUUCCUUUCUGGAAGCCGAGACAUUCGAUGGAGGAGUGUCCGCACUGCCACGUGCAGCUGGAGUGCUUUUUGCUCUAAUGCCACUGUCUGUCGCCCUCCUGGUGGUGGCUAUGCUGGUGGAGCUCUUCGUCACCUCUAAGAGGUUCCACGUUGGCCAAGUCGGGCUGCGAUCUUUGUGGUUUCUUCUGGCAGUCCUCGCCACGGUGGACAUGUCAAUCCUUAUUCCAAUCUCCUUCGACAUCUCCCAGCAGCUGGGCUACGGGCCACUGGCCUCGGGCGUGAUGGUGGCGGCCUCUCAGGCCUUUCAGCCUUUUUUGGCUUUGCUUUCACGCUGGCUGGUGAUCGGCCAGAGUUAUCAGUACCAACGCCGCUUCAUGCUCAUUUGCCUGGGUGCUGAAGCGAUCCUUACAUGGCUGAUGGCCCCUGUGCUGGAGGCUUGCAACCAUUGGUCAGACCAAACAGUGCUGUACCUUUUGGUCUUCUUCCGUGCGAUGACCGGUGGUGUGAUCAUGCUCUAUGGGGUGCCACUGGCCUGCUGUGUCUAUGAUAGCGCGCCCUUGGAAGAUCGUCAGUCCUUGUCGAUUCGCUACUACCUGUUCCUUUCGAUUGGAGUUUGUUUGGGUCCUGUCGUGAGCAGUGUGAUGUUGAGCUUGCAUCAAGGUGGAGCCCACCAAGCCUGUUUUACCGGGAGGCAAAGCAUCUCCAUCCUGGGCUUCGUGUGGUCUGCAGUGGCACUUUUGAGCACAUGGUUACUGCCAAAAGAGAUCGAGGAAACCCACGAGAAGGACAAGACCCAUCAUGACGAGGCGACGGGCGAAAAUAGUGCUUUGAGCUUGGCCCAGGCAGUGCAAAGGAUUCCAGUGCAGACCAGGAGAGCGCUAGUCAUUUCCGCGGUGCUGUUCUCCGCCGAGAGGAGCUUCUCGAUCGGCGCCAUCGAGGUGGCGACGGCACUGCUGUUGGAGGUGGAAUACAGCUGGAGCUCUGAGCAGAUUGGCUACGCGUUAGGGGUCAUUUUCUUCAUCACUGCGGUGGUGGGGGGUGUCAUUGCUCUGCUACGGCGCAAGGUUUCUGACUAUACCUUGAUGCUCUCAAUGGCGACAGUGAGCAUCACUGGGGCAAUGCUCUUCAUCGACUUCGGUGGCCAGGAGAAAGGGCACAGCAGCCCCUGGCUCUUGAUGGUCGCGGACGUCACAGUCUAUUCUUGCAUGUUCCAGCUCACUGCCUUCAUGGAAGGCAUCGCAACAGAAGCAGCGGUGCCAGGAACUGCCUGCAGCCUUGAGAACUACAUCGUGGCGCGGAACUUGGCGAUCCAAAUCCCUCGGGCUCUAGGGCCUCCAGUGGCCCGUGGCCUCAUCGAUUUGUGCGGCAGGAAUACCUAUGCAGUGCUGCAACUUUGCUUGUCCUCGGUUGCCAUCUCGGGAGUGUGGUACGCCGCCAACACGGCGCGGAGUGAUGCAGUGGUGGGAAAGCAGCUUUGAGACUUUGAGAGAGCUUCAUGCUUUGGAGAAGUUGCAGGGAAAGCCGC
This is a messenger RNA of Durusdinium trenchii, 1697 nucleotides long. The record is from the annotation of a GenBank genome assembly. Lineage: Eukaryota; Dinophyceae; Suessiales; Symbiodiniaceae.